Molecule: messenger RNA, 743 nt
Organism: Micropterus salmoides (largemouth bass)
Lineage: Eukaryota; Metazoa; Chordata; Actinopteri; Centrarchiformes; Centrarchidae
Product: histone-lysine N-methyltransferase, H3 lysine-79 specific-like
Exons: 2
Coding region: 5-484 (159 amino acids)
Source: RefSeq, a predicted model, not a curated record
CUGGAUGAGGAGGGAGGAACGAGAUAGACAGGAGGAGAGAGAAAGACAGGAGAGAGAGAGGCGGAGGAAGAAAAAGGACAGAGUUUUCUCUCUACAGGAGUGUGAAAAAAAAGAGGAUGGAAAAAGUGAAGGAGAGAAGGCGGACAAAGAGAAGACAGAGAGAAAUGAAUCAGUUCCAAAGAAGAGCCUCAUUUCAAACCUGAUAAUGUGGUACCUGGAACACCAGAAGGAGCAAAUCAUCAAGGCCAUCUCCAGGACCAAUGAGAAGGAGGUGACCAUUGAUGUUGGUGAUGACACUCCUGAAGUAAAGGAGAUACGAUCAUGGAGGCAACAGGCUAAGAGGAGGAAGAUGCUGAAGAAACAACAAACAAUGGAGGACAGAUUAAGAUACAAGAGGGAGAAGGGCAAACAUCAAGAACAAGGGCAUGUGGAAGAUGAAAAGAAAGUGGGAACGUUUUUAAAAACAGUUAAAUGCGUUCCUUAAUGGGUAUGGUGAUUUAAACAUGACUGUUCUGUAAAGCACAAAUUAUUCUUUAUCGGCAUUGCUGCAAGGAUCCGCAGGAAAUAAAUUUAAUGUCAAAAUGUUAGGCAGAUUAUGUGCUAGUAAACUUCUGCACAAAUCCAACUAUGCAGACAUGUAAUAUAAACGUCUGCUGUCUGUCAGUUUGGAAAUCAGUAUACAGUAUAACAGUGGUGUUUGUUUGGCCAUAUUGAUUCCUAUAAUAAAAUGUGAUUUGAUUGAA